Molecule: messenger RNA, 2525 nt
Organism: Cynocephalus volans (Philippine flying lemur)
Lineage: Eukaryota; Metazoa; Chordata; Mammalia; Dermoptera; Cynocephalidae
Gene: ADSS2
Product: adenylosuccinate synthase 2
Exons: 13
Coding region: 86-1381 (431 amino acids)
Biological process (GO): IMP metabolic process; 'de novo' AMP biosynthetic process
Cellular component (GO): cytoplasm
Molecular function (GO): adenylosuccinate synthase activity; GTP binding
Source: RefSeq, a predicted model, not a curated record
UCUUCCUCCGCAUGUGGCUGGCGGGAGCCGAGCAGCUCGGUUCGCGCACUCUUGGCCGGUCGCGUCUCUUCACGCCGCUGGAGCCAUGGCCAACCCGGUGACCUCCUCCGUGCCCAACGGCGACUGCGGCCGCUCCCGGGCGCGGCCCGGAGGAAACCGGGUGACGGUGGUGCUCGGCGCGCAGUGGGGUGACGAAGGCAAAGGGAAGGUGGUGGACCUGCUGGCGCAGGACGCCGACAUCGUGUGCCGCUGCCAGGGAGGAAAUAAUGCUGGCCAUACAGUUGUGGUAGAUUCUGUGGAAUAUGAUUUUCAUCUUUUACCCAGUGGAAUAAUUAAUCCAAAUGUGACUGCCUUCAUUGGAAAUGGUGUGGUAAUUCAUCUUCCUGGAUUGUUUGAAGAAGCAGAGAAAAACGUUAAAAAAGGAAAAGGUCUAGAAGGCUGGGAAAAAAGACUUAUCAUAUCUGACAGAGCUCAUAUUGUGUUUGAUUUUCAUCAAGCAGCUGAUGGGAUCCAGGAACAACAGAGACAAGAACAAGCAGGAAAAAAUUUGGGUACCACAAAAAAGGGCAUUGGCCCAGUUUAUUCUUCCAAAGCUGCUCGAAGUGGACUUAGGAUGUGUGAUCUUGUUUCUGACUUUGAUGGCUUCUCUGAGAGGUUCAAAGUUCUGGCUAACCAGUACAAGUCUAUAUACCCCACUUUGGAAAUAGACAUCGAAGGUGAAUUACAAAAACUCAAGGGUUAUAUGGAAAGGAUUAAACCAAUGGUGAGAGAUGGAGUUUAUUUCCUAUAUGAGGCCCUACAUGGACCACCAAAGAAAAUCUUGGUAGAAGGUGCAAAUGCAGCACUAUUAGAUAUUGAUUUUGGGACUUAUCCUUUUGUAACCUCCUCAAACUGUACUGUUGGAGGUGUUUGUACUGGUUUGGGAAUGCCUCCUCAGAAUGUUGGAGAAGUGUAUGGAGUUGUGAAAGCUUAUACAACUAGAGUUGGUAUUGGUGCCUUUCCCACAGAGCAAGACAAUGAAAUUGGAGAAUUAUUACAAACAAGAGGUAGAGAGUUUGGUGUAACUACUGGAAGGAAAAGAAGAUGUGGCUGGUUAGACCUUGUUUUGCUCAAAUAUGCUCAUAUGAUCAAUGGAUUUACUGCAAACUUUGGUAUCAUGAAGAGGUCCUUGAUGUGGUUUCCUUCCUCUUCUUUGACAAUUUCUGACCAGAAGGGUGGAGGUAUUGGUAACCAGAGUGAAGAACUGAGGGAUCAUGGCGUGUGUGUAAAUGUACAUUUAUCUUGUGAUCAUCCAUGUGGACCAGUUAGCACUUACCAAGUUGGAUAUUUUGGACACGUUUACAGAAAUCAAAGUUGCAGUUGCUUACAAGUUAGAUGGUGAAAUCAUACCUUAUUUCCCAGUCAAAUGGAUUGGUGUAGGUAAAUCCAGGGAGUCUAUGAUUCAACUGUUUUAAGAAUUGCCAAUAAUGCAAGAAACACUCCUUGAACAGGAGGGAAGAGACUUUCUUAAAUAUUUCAUUUAUGACCUGCAAAUUCAAGGGUAAAGACAUCGAAAUGAAUUUUAAGCUCUGCAGUGGUUGCCAGUCUUUCAAGAUGGAUGGCUGUUGUGGAGGUGAACAUUGGCAGGUUCCAGUGUCAGCUUUCCUUAGCUGGCAUAAUUGCUGAAUCAUUUAUUGCUCCUGCUGCUCCUGGUGCCAUGUUUUCUUUUAAUGUUUAGUAAUAGUAUAAUCCCUGUUGUUUGAAAUCUGAAACAAUUACUUUCGGCAUAGUUUUUUUCAUUACUGUCAUUGAGUGUUCCUAGGUUUCACCCCCAUUAGAUGGUAAGAACAAUUACUGCAGUUUUGCACAGAUAUUUUUACAUUCUGAUCAUUCACUUCUGACAUUGUUAUCUUUGCUGUUAGAUAAAAUGAUGAAAUGAUAGGGGUUCUAAAAACUUUUGUAAUGCUAUAAAUUCUGUUUAAAUUGUAAACUGUUUAUUUUCUGCUGAAACCAUUGCAAAAUUGAGCUUUGGCAGGGGAGAGGGGGUGAUAUUCAUGGAUCCUUUAAUUUGUACAGAACACAGAACUUACUCUCUCUGUAAAUUAUUUAAUACAUUGAACAUUUAAUUAAAUGUUCAAAGAGAAAAGAUGUUCCCCCAAACAAUAAUCUUAAUGUUAAAAAAAAAAAAAUUAGUCAUUAAAAGAUCUCUUGUGAUAUUUGGUGGAUAUUUUUCUUUAAUUUCAGACAUUAACUCUGAAAUGUAUAUCUUUCCUUUUUUUUUAUCUUACCAUUAUUUCUUAAUCUAGUGGAUUGAUUUUUCAACGUUGUGCCUGCCAGUAUGCCUACAAAAUCAUCUAUAAGUGUCCAAAUGAAUUCAAGUUGUUGGCCAUAAUUUUGAUCAUGCCUCUAUUUCUUCUUUCUUAAAAGGAAAAAAAAAAAAAAAAGAGGUGUUAUUUUGACAAUUAGGCUUAGCAUAUUAUGUUGUAGAUUCUUCUUCACUGAACUAUUUUACAUGUUUAAAUUAGGUGCCACUUAAAUUUAUUUUA